AUGCAAGAAAACGAGUUGAUGAAACGACGUUCGGUGACGUUCGAAUUGCGUUGUCGACUUGUGCCACCUGGGGUUGAAGGCGGUGAUUGCCGACUGUCACCGACAGUCGUCUGUCUGCCGCGCAGCCGAUCCUCACUAACAAACACGCGACGAACCUCGCAGGCUGCGGUCAUGGCUUCGGAGACGGUCGAAAAUCGCCCCUUCGCAUUCAUCGUCCAGUUGUUCGUCAUCCACCUGGUCUGCAGCCUGAUGAGCGCCAUGGUGCAGAACGUCACACAGUCCCUCAACGAGUUUGAAUCUUACACUUUUCAACUGAUGCACUGUUUGUACACGUUCGUUUUUUGUCUCCUCUGGCAGGCGUGGUCAAAGCAGCGUUUCACGCUUCUGCCGGUCCGGCAAAUUAUGCAAGUGUCGGUGCUGCGAUUUUUUGCGUCGCUUGCUAUUUCGCACCUUUUGUCCGGGACGCUGGACGUGUAUCGUUACAUGGUAAGACCAGCUGACUUCAUCAUGACCAUUCUCAUCAUGAGGAUUGGACCGAUGCUUUUGGGCAAGACCAAACGAACCAAGGAGGAUAAGUUAUAUAUAGUACGUGAGGCGGUGAUUGCCAUAACAGCGUCCAUGAGUUACCUGUAUCCACUGGAUCGACAGUUUUAUAACUUAUCGUUUUUCUGCUACCUUUCGCUGGGUCUUGUCUGCGGCAGCUUCUACUUCAUAUUUUGUCAGCAAAAGUUCCGCCAGCUAAAGGCUGACUUCAACACCUACGCCAUGAAUGUCACCGGGUGGAGCACCGCGCUACUGACGAUCUACACCGUUUGCGUUAAGGCAGUUCAGCACCGAAACACAGGUCUGCUCGAAGAAGUCUCAUUCGAAACUAUCGAUUACGUAAGUGCAACUUUUGUGCCAUUCCGGGGGCUAACUUAAGC
Messenger RNA from Soboliphyme baturini, 923 nucleotides. The record is from the annotation of a GenBank genome assembly. NCBI's taxonomy places the organism in Eukaryota, Metazoa, Nematoda, Enoplea, Dioctophymatida, Soboliphymatidae.